Messenger RNA from Odobenus rosmarus divergens (Pacific walrus), 2003 nucleotides. It is a transcript of the gene GLIS2, whose product is annotated as GLIS family zinc finger 2. The record is from RefSeq and is a predicted model, not a curated record. Gene Ontology annotation, molecular function: DNA-binding transcription factor activity, RNA polymerase II-specific; RNA polymerase II cis-regulatory region sequence-specific DNA binding. The transcript has 6 exons. The coding region runs from base 150 to 1724 and encodes 524 amino acids. Gene Ontology annotation, biological process: regulation of transcription by RNA polymerase II; smoothened signaling pathway. NCBI's taxonomy places the organism in Eukaryota, Metazoa, Chordata, Mammalia, Carnivora, Odobenidae. Gene Ontology annotation, cellular component: nucleus.
CUCCCCUGGUGGCUUCCGUGGGUGCAGCCUGAGAAGCCUGAAGUCACAGUGUCACAGCACAGCUCCUGUCCUCCCCCAGGUUCCUGCCUGAAUACCAGCUUGGGAGCUCUCCACUGCCUGCAGCCACCUCCGACCAGCCCCUCAUCACCAUGCACUCCUUGGACGAGCCGCUCGACCUGAAGCUGAGCAUCACCAAGCUCCGAGCGGCGAGAGAAAAGCGGGAGAGGACGCUGAGUGUGGUCCGGCACCGGGCUCUGCACAGGGACCUCGGCCUGGUGGAUGACAGCCCCACCCCAGGCUCUCCGGGCUCCCCGCCCUCAGGCUUCCUGCUGAACCCCAAGUUCCCUGAGAAGGUAGAGGGACGCUUUUCAGCGGCCCCCCUGGUGGACCUCAGCUUGUCACCGCCGUCUGGGCUGGAUUCCCCCAAUGGCAGCAGCUCGCUGUCCCCUGAGCGCCAGGGCAACGGGGACCUGCCUGCGGUGCCCACUGCCCCGGACUUCCAGCCACUGCGCUAUCUAGACGGCGUCCCCAGUUCCUUCCAGUUCUUCCUGCCUCUGGGCUCCGGGGGGGCCCUGCACCUGCCUGCUUCCUCCUUCCUCACCACCCCCAAGGACAAGUGCCUCUCAUCAGAGCUCCCCCUGCCCAAACAGCUGGUGUGUCGCUGGGCCAAGUGUAACCAGCUCUUUGAGCUCCUGCAAGACCUGGUGGAUCAUGUCAACGACUACCAUGUCAAGCCUGAGAAAGACGCAGGGUACUGCUGUCACUGGGAGGGCUGUGCCCGUCAUGGCCGAGGCUUCAAUGCCAGGUACAAGAUGCUCAUCCACAUCCGCACACACACCAACGAGAAGCCGCACCGCUGCCCCACCUGCAGCAAGAGCUUCUCUCGCCUGGAGAAUCUGAAGAUCCACAACCGCUCGCACACAGGUGAGAAGCCCUAUGUCUGCCCCUACGAGGGCUGCAGCAAGCGCUACUCCAACUCGAGCGACCGCUUCAAGCACACGCGCACCCACUACGUAGACAAGCCCUACUACUGCAAGAUGCCCGGCUGCCACAAGCGCUACACAGACCCCAGCUCGCUGCGCAAGCACAUCAAGGCCCACGGCCACUUCGUGUCUCACGAGCAGCAAGAGCUCCUGCAACUGCGCCCACCCCCCAAACCACCGCUGCCCACCCCUGACGGCGGCCCCUAUGUCAGCGGAGCCCAGAUCAUCAUCCCCAACCCUGCUGCCCUUUUUGGAGGCCCUGGCCUCCCUGGCCUGCCCCUGCCCCUGGCCCCUGGCCCCCUUGACCUCAGUGCCCUGGCCUGCGGCAAUGGCGGGGGCGGUGGGGGAGCGGGGGCAAUGGGCCCCGGGCUGCCGGGCCCCGUCUUGCCCCUCAAUCUGGCCAAGAACCCGCUGCUGCCCUCACCCUUUGGGGCUGGUGGACUGGGCCUGCCUGUGGUCUCCCUCCUCGCUGGCUCCGCUGGCGGCAAGGCCGAGGGGGAGAAGGGGCGUGGGGCAGUGCCAGCCAGGUCUCUGGGCAUGGAGGGCCGCAAGACGCCCCUGGAGAGAACUGAGAACAGCCGCUCCCGGCCAAGCCCUGACGGACUCCCCCUGCUGCCGGGCACGGUGCUGGACCUGUCCACGGGUGUCAACUCGGCGGCCAGCAGCCCAGAGGCACUCGCUCCUGGUUGGGUGGUCAUCCCACCGGGCUCCGUGCUGCUCAAACCGGCCGUGGUGAACUGAACCCACCUGCAGGACGGCUACCUGCAGCCCAGCUAGCAGCUCCCAGCCCUGCCCCUGACGAACGGAAACUCUUCUGCGAAAUAGCAAUAAUGUCCUCCUGCCCCUGGGGCCUGCCCUGUGUCCCCCAGGCGGACCCAGCCCCAGACAAGCUGGGCAGCAAGGAUGGUGCUAGAAGGUCAUUGGUGGUGUCCCAGGCUCUGGAGGGGGAGCUGGUCCUGCCAGCCAGGGAGAGCCGUGCUCCUGGGUGCUGGGUGCUGAGGCCUCACUCACCUCUGGCCC